AUGAUGUCUGAUCACUUGGACCUGAGUGACGCCGGUGCCGUCCUGACCCCCCAUGAGGUGGAGAUCCACAGGGAGGAGGACGCCCAGUGCCACCUGCUCUUCAGGCAGCAGCUGAUCGACCACCUGUCCUACGAAGACGUGAAGAAAUGUUACCGAGGAUCAACUGUCAGUAAAUACAACUCUCAGUACCACAAACUGUUCCAGACCGUUCCACCCGAGGAGAUCCUGAUGAAAGUGUAUUCCUGCGCGCUGCUGCGAGACAUCCUGCUGCAGGGCCGGCUCUACAUCUCCAGGAACUGGCUCUGCUUCUACGCUAACCUCUUCGGGAAAGACAUCAAGGUGUGUAUCCCCGUGGUCUCGGUGCGCCUGGUGAAGAAGCACAAGACGGCCGGCCUGGUGCCCAACGGCCUGGCCAUCACCAUGGAUACGGGCCAGAAGUACGUCUUCGUGUCCCUGCUGUCCAGAGACAGUGUGUAUGACGUCCUGAGGAGGAUCUGCACUCACCUGCAGGUGAACGGGAAGAGUCUGAGCCUGAAGCAGCUGCUGGAGGAGCCCAGCUCUCUGUCCAUGGAUGAAUAUCCAGAGGUGUUGAAGUGGAGGAGGAAGCCCCCCCUCCCCCCCGUCUCCUCCUCCCUCCCAGACCUGCUGGGAAACUCCGCCCCCAGCCUCGCCGCUGACCAGCCCUUCAGCACACACACACUCACCGACGGCGGUUUGGAGUCAGAGAAGGUUCUCCUGGCGGAGCCGGUGAAUGAGAUCAGCCAGCUGGAGCUGCAGCUGCUGAAGGUCUUCGUUCUGCUGGUUCUCCUCCUGGUCCUGUUGUCCUGCUAUCUGGCCUUCAGAGUGUGUCGUCUGGAGCAGCAGCUCAGCCUCCUGACCAGCCAGCCCCCCCUGAGCGAGAGAUGUGGAGAGAUGCCCUGCUGGCUGGCCAACCUGAAGACCGGAACCUGA
Messenger RNA from Salarias fasciatus (jewelled blenny), 951 nucleotides. RefSeq names its product GRAM domain-containing protein 2A-like. Gene Ontology annotation, cellular component: organelle membrane contact site; endoplasmic reticulum membrane. Gene Ontology annotation, biological process: regulation of store-operated calcium entry. The record is from RefSeq and is a predicted model, not a curated record. Gene Ontology annotation, molecular function: phosphatidylinositol-4,5-bisphosphate binding. The coding region runs from base 1 to 951 and encodes 316 amino acids. The transcript is spliced from 11 exons. Lineage: Eukaryota; Metazoa; Chordata; Actinopteri; Blenniiformes; Blenniidae.